Molecule: messenger RNA, 2456 nt
Organism: Vidua chalybeata
Lineage: Eukaryota; Metazoa; Chordata; Aves; Passeriformes; Viduidae
Product: syntaxin-1B-like
Exons: 1
Coding region: 7-888 (293 amino acids)
Biological process (GO): exocytosis; synaptic vesicle fusion to presynaptic active zone membrane; intracellular protein transport
Cellular component (GO): synaptic vesicle; SNARE complex; endomembrane system
Molecular function (GO): SNARE binding; SNAP receptor activity
Source: RefSeq, a predicted model, not a curated record
CGGAGCAUGAGGGACCGGCUGGCGGAGCUGCAGCAGCGAGUGGCGGCCGAGGGGGACCCGCACGACGACUCCCUGCGCUUCGACAACCCCGCGUUCGUCGGGGACGACGCCAGCCCCGUGGGCCGGGCGCUGCGGGAGGCGGCCGAGCUGUGGCGGGCGCUGGAGCGGCUGGAGCAGCUCUCGGAGAGCAUCGACAGGACGCAGCAGUCGGUGCUGUGCUGCACCUCGGAGGAGAGCAUCGCCCGCGAGAAGAGCGGCCUCGGCGCGGCCCGGGCCGCCUUCGCCCGCCAGGCCGCGGCCCUGCAGCCCCGGCUGGGAGCGCUGCCGGCGGCCCCGGUCGGGGGCUCGGGGCGAGCGGGGCUCCGCGUCCGCCAGACCCAGCUGUGGCUGCUGCUGCGCCGCUACGGCGCCGUCCUCGCCCGCCACUACGCCCGGGAGAGCCGCUACCGGCACCGGCUGAAGGAGCAGAUCCAGAGGCAGGCGGAGCUGGCGGGCAUCAACCUGGGCGCCCAGGACGUGGAUCUGCUGGCCGAGAGCCCCCAGGGGCCUCGCAUCGUCGGCCGCGACCUGGAGGAGCUCAAGGCCAAGCAUCACCUGGGCCUGGCCCAGGCUCGGCAGCGGCAGCUGCUGGAGCUGGAGGCGCAGAUGCUGGAGCUGCGCGGGCUGUUCGUGCAGCUGGAGGGGCUGCUGGCCCAGCAGCACGGCGCUGCCGACAGCGUGGAGCAGCACGUCCUGCGCACCCUCGACUACGCGGCCCAGACGGGCGGCGGGGUGAAGAGAGCCCGCAAAUACCAGCGGCCGUCGCGGCUCUCGGCCCUGCUGACGGCGGCUCUCGGCCUCUGCUCCUGCUGCCCCUGCCUGCCCUGCCCCGGCCGGGGCCUGCGCUGAGCCGGGGCUGCGGGGGCUUUGCGGCAGCGCUCGGGGAUUCACCCCGCGCCGGGCGAGAAACGGCGUCUGGUGGGAGGGAGGAUGUCCUGUGCUCUUGGAACAGCGGGGCAGGAGACGUGGACACCUUGUAUGGUGGUGCGAGGACCAUGCGUACCUUGUAAAAUGGUGUGAGGGCCAUGCACGCCUUCCUUGAUGGCACAGAGACCAUGCACGACUUGCUCAGGGAUGGAGGGUCCAUGCACACCUCACAUGGCAGCAUGGGGAUCACACACAGCUUCCCUGAUGGCACAGGGACCAUGCACACCAUGUCUGCUGGCACAGGGACCGUGCACACCUUGGAUGGCAGCACAGGGACCAUGCACACCAUUUCUGCUGGCACAGGGACCAUGCACACCAUUCCUGAUGGCACAGGGACCAUGCACACCAUUCCUGAUGGCACAGGGACCAUGCACACCUUGGAUGGCAUCACAGGGACCAUGCACACCUUCCCUGAUUGCACAGGGACCAUGCACACCUUGGAUGGCAUCACAGGGACCAUACACACCAUUCCUGAUGGCACAGGGACUGUGCACACCUUGGAUGGCAGCACAGGGACCAUGCACACCAUUCCUGAUGGCACAGGGACCAUGCACACCUUGGAUGGCAGCACAGGGACUGGCUGCACCUUGCACAGUGAUGGAAUAACCAUUCACACCCCACCUGGAAGCACGAGGACCAGGAACCUCGUGCACGGUGGCACAAGGACUGCCAGCACCUUUCCUGGUGGCACAGGGACCCUGCACACUUCGUGUGGAGCACGGAGACCAGGCAGACCUUGUGCAUUUAUAUAAGGACAAUAUGCACACCUUAUAUAAUAUAAUGUAAAGAUCAUACACACCUUGCUUGAUGGCACAGGGUCCUUGCACAUCUUGAUGGCAUCAUGCACCUCCAUUGCAGCACCCAGCCAAGAAAAGCACUUUUAACACUCCAAAACCUGACUUCAGAACUGUCACAUUCCUUGGUUUCAAGGAGAGAGGGCAAAAAGCCUGUUGAAGUUUUUGGCAGGUCUGUGAUUACAUGUGAAGGAACCCAAUGGUUUGGUGCCACCAAGGAGCAGCAUGAAGGUUCCUCCACCACACCCCAAUCCUGAUUCACCCCACUUCCUCCAAUUUCUGCUUCCUUGGGGUUAUUUGGUGCAUUCAUGUUGCAUUUUGGUCGUUGCUGGUUUGUCAGGCAGUGGGUCAGCUUUGGCCUGGGUGUUCCUCAUGGCUCAUCCCAUGCUCUGACACCAGGAGAGGAUUUGCACAAUUGGUUUGGGCAUCUGCAGGCUUUUACUUCAACCUGCACUUUGCCAAACCAGCCAAUAUCCUCCACGUGCUGGAAAUGCUGGAAACUUAGAGUGGCCCUUUUUUCUGGUCCCCAUAUCACCACCUGAAUUUCCCAAAACCUCACAAAUUAAAGCCUGGGGCCUGGUUAAGUUUUUUGGGACCCUUUGUGGAAGGUCCCUCUGUGUCCUGGCAGUUCCUGGCAGCUCAUCCCAGUGCUCUCAGCAACCCUUACAUUUAUUUUCAUCUUCUGGCUGAGCUUUA